Molecule: messenger RNA, 4174 nt
Organism: Nerophis lumbriciformis (worm pipefish)
Lineage: Eukaryota; Metazoa; Chordata; Actinopteri; Syngnathiformes; Syngnathidae
Product: hippocalcin-like protein 4
Molecular function (GO): calcium ion binding
Source: RefSeq, a predicted model, not a curated record
GCGGUUCAUUCAUCUUCUUCCUCACUCAGAGAGGCCAGUUCGGAGGGAAGCCAUCUAUUUUACAGCAGUUUUGAAACAGAAAGGCUGUCCGUAAAACAACUGAAGACAAAAAAAAAAUAACAAGGAGAAUAAUCUCUUUCCUCUCUAAAAACAGCAGAGAGGUGAGGCAUCAUGGGGAAACACAACAGCAAGCUGGCCCCGGAGGUCCUGGACGACCUGACCAAGAACACGGAAUUCAACGAGGCCGAGCUGAAGCAGUGGUACAAAGGCUUCCUCAAAGACUGCCCUUCCGGCAUCCUCAACCUGGAGGAGUUUCAGCAGCUCUACGUCAAGUUUUUCCCAUACGGCGACGCCUCCAAGUUUGCCCAGCACGCUUUCCGGACGUUUGACAAAAACGGCGACGGCACCAUCGAUUUCAGGGAGUUCAUCUGCGCCCUGUCCAUCACCUCCAGGGGCAGCUUUGAGCAGAAACUCAACUGGGCCUUCAACAUGUACGACCUGGACGGUGACGGCAAGAUCACACGCAUGGAGAUGCUGGAGAUCAUCGAGGCAAUCUACAAGAUGGUGGGCACGGUGAUCAUGAUGCGCAUGAACGAGGACGGCCUGACCCCGCAGCAGCGCGUCGACAAGAUCUUCUCCAAGAUGGACAAAGACCACAACGACGAGAUCUCCCUGGAGGAGUUCAAGGAGGCCGCCAAGUCGGACCCCUCCAUCGUCUUACUGCUGCAGUGCGAUAUGCAGAAGUAGACGGCGGUGGAGGGUGGCGAGGGUGGCGGGGGGGUUGGGGAUGUGGCGGUGGAGGACAGAAUUCUGCGAUGCGGAGGACGAGGAGGAGAAUCUCAUUCCCGGUGUCAUUUCGAUGGUAGAAGAUUGAAAAAAAAAAAAAAAAAAGAUUGUUUCUGAGAAAUGUGCUUCUGAUGGCAAGGCCAUCAUCAAACUGAACGAGCGUAAUCAGCCAAAUCCCCUCCCACUUUGACGAGCGUUACCAACCAGAUUACAAGGUGACGUCUGCAGGCAGGCUUCAGGCCAAACUCCAUUAAACGCUCAUUAUGUCAUCAAGGUACUGCAACAAUUUGAAAUCUGAGGCAAAACAACGACGGCUUUUGUAUUGUCUCGUGUUUAGAGAAGCAUAAACGUCAAUAAUUGCGAUCCUAUCAGUUGUUUGCAAUUAUUCACCAUUGUUUUCAUGGCCCCCCCUCCGAAUUGAAACACUUUUGAGAACCUGAUAAUGAUUUAUUGAUCCGUACAAACCACUGUAUGAGUUGUUAGCGCCAGCAUUCUGCAUACCAUCACCCGAUUGUCAAAAUAGAUGAAAAAAAGGACCUUUAAACAUUUUCCAUGUUAAAAGGGAACUGCACUUUUUUAUUUUUUAUUUUGCUUAUCGUUUACAAUCAUGAGAGACAAGAUAAAAGUUUUUUUUUUUCCGCAUUCUAACAUCCAAUCCAAUCCACUUUAUAUAUAUAUAUAGCACAUUUAACCUCUUAAAGCCCAAGCUGUUUGUUUACAUGCUUUUUUUUUAUUUCUCUUUGCUAUUUGGGCUUAUUGGACCCCAAUUAGAAUAAAAACUAAGAAUCAUCUUUUAAUAUGAUGUACUUAGUCCAUAAGUACACAAACGUGUACUUCAUGUUUAGUGACAUGCUAAUUGUUAUUUUUACACUUUUUUUUUUUCCAAAUUCCAUUGUAUGUUGUACUCUUCUGACACCACCAGAUGGCAGUAUAAGUGUCCACAUAAGGGCCAUAAGACCCCAAUUCAGUAGUGUACACAAUUUUGGAAAUAAGAGCUAAAAGGUGCUGUCCACACAUGUGGCCAACUAAGCCUUUAGAGCAGUGGUUCUUAACCUUGUUGGAGGUACCGAACCCCACCAGUUUCAUAUGCGCAUUCACCGAACCCUUCUUUAGAGAAAAACUUUUCUUUCUUCUUAAUUUAAUCUUAAUUUAUAAAUAUGAAUCAUGAAAUUAUGUUAUUAUAUCAAAUAAAUAUUAAUAAAUAUAUAUAUUUUACAAACAAAGUUACAGGAAUGUACACAUAAUCCCAAGUUUACAUCUCAUUGUGCAACAUGUGAAUGUUUUAGUGGGAACUAAAUGCAAUAUCUAAAAGGGGUACACAUUAUUUCCAAAGCAGGACCCCCACCCAGACAUACAAUACAAGUACACAGCUCAUGAAAAACAAUAUUUUUUGUUAAUGUCAUUGUAAGUGGGCCAAAACACUUAUAUUAGAAAAUAUGGAAAUGACGAAGUUUUUAUUUACACAAUGAGUCGGGUGUGUCUUGACCUCCGCGGCGGAGGCUCCACCAAACCCCUAGGGUUCGAUCGAACCCAGGUUAAGAACCAGUGCUUUAGAGGUUUAAACAACAACAUUUUUUCCAAAGUGCUGCAUAAAAAUAUUAAAAACUAGAUUUAAAUACUAUCCUUAGCUCCGCCAAUGCCUGAAUAAAAACAAAUAUAAAAACAGUAUCAAAAUAAAUAUGAUUACAAACUAUUUUAAAGGGUAAAAACCAAUGGAAACAAUAAGUAGAAAUACAAAUUUAAAAACACAGGAGGACUACACAACUCACGUCGUGUUAAAAGCCAGAGAAUAAAAGUGGGUCUUAAGACAAGACUUAAAACACUCCACUGUGGGAGCAGUUGGAACAUGGAGGGGCAGAGUGUUCCAGAGCUUAGGGCCGACCACAGAGAAGGCCCCGUCUCCCCUGGUUUUAAGUCUAGUCUUGGGCACCACGAGCUGGAGCUGGCUCUCGGACCUCAGAGCGUGCGCGGGAGUGUAAAUCUGGAUGGGGUCCGAGAUAAAAUGAAGCGCCAGUCCAUGCAAAGCUUUAAAACCAAACAGCAACAUUUUAAAAAUCAAUUCUAAAAUGAACAGGGAGCCAGUGCAAAGUUUCAAGAAUUGGGGUUAUAUGCUGGCGUCUCCUGGUCGUGCUGCCGCGUUCUGGACUAACUGCAACCGGGAGAGAGCUUUUUGGCUAAUGCCAGCAUAAAGUGCAUUGCAGUAGUCCAGGCGACUUGAAAUAAAGGAAUGCACGACUUGUUCAAAAAAGGUUAAAAGAUCAAAACGGUUUUACCUUUGCUAAAAGACGAAGAUGAUAAAAACACGAUUUUAAAACACCAUUGACUUGUUUGUCAAGUUUAAAAUCAUUGUCUAUAGGACGCCAAGGAUGGUGACAGAAGAAAGGUCCCAAGUCAAUGAGGGCCGGACCAAAAACUAGAAUUUCCAUUUUUCCCUCAUUCAUUAUUAAAAAAAUUCUGGGCUAACCAAGCCUUGACGUCGCAUAGACAGUUGAGAAGGGGUGUCAGGGGGCCGUGGCCUUUUGAAAUCGGCAUAUAAAUUUGGCAGUCGUUUGCAUAAAAGUGAUAAGACACUCCAUGCCUCUUAAAAAUCUCUCCAAGAGGGAGUAUGUCAGGUUCAAACACUGAUGACAUCUAUUAAACAAGACAAGAAGCAAGGAAUUAAACAGAGACAGAAUUCAAUUUAGGUCAAUUGAGGAGAAACGCGUAGUACAGUGUCGUCCCACGCUCUGACGAAAGAUUGUACGCCUCCUCUUUUAUUUGGACUUUCCCUGAUUACAUAGCUACAGCUGUUUCUAAAGGGACGGGGGUCAUAAACAGCCAUCGCCUUUGGUUACAAAACAGUACAAAGAAAAGGUCGUAAAACAGUUCAAAGACAAGGUGCCUGGAGGGAGGUCAGGCCCUGACUCCUCUCCGCUUUGUAGAUCUCGGGUCAAGAAAAAAUCUUCCUGUGGAUUACAAUGCAUAAAAGAAACCGAUACCCUCAUGUCGCUCCCCAUCCUACACAGUGGAGUUUUACAAGCCUUUUGCUUGGUAGGAUCAAAGACAGCUUUUGUCCUCUCGCAGGGCGAGCUGAACUCAAUGUAACACAAAGUUUUGUGAUAACUUAGAUACAAUUAUUCUGACAGAGGAGAUAAAGAGCAAACAGGGUGGGGCCCAGAAUAGAUCCCUGGGGGACACCACAGUAAAGCGGAGCAGAAGAAGUGGUGGCGUCCACCCGGCCUGACAGAGAAGGACCUCUCUGACAGGUAGGAUCUGAACCACUCCAAUACGGUCCCCCUGACACCCACACAGUCUCUUAGGCGCUCUAAAAGACUUGUGUGGUGGACUGUGUGAAAGGCAGCUGUGAGAUCUAAAAGCACUAAAAUGGCAGAGCUGCCAGAGUCAGUCA